Molecule: messenger RNA, 3188 nt
Organism: Cucurbita moschata (crookneck pumpkin)
Lineage: Eukaryota; Viridiplantae; Streptophyta; Magnoliopsida; Cucurbitales; Cucurbitaceae
Product: protein NRT1/ PTR FAMILY 4.6-like
Exons: 7
Coding region: 1212-3029 (605 amino acids)
Biological process (GO): transmembrane transport
Cellular component (GO): membrane
Molecular function (GO): transmembrane transporter activity
Source: RefSeq, a predicted model, not a curated record
ACUUUGUUCUUGAUAUUGCAAUAAACAUAGAGGCCCAUGUGAGUAAAAGACGAUCAGAUAAGGCGAAGCACUAAGCUUUGAAACUUGUACGAGUGCGACCGACCCAUAUGGAUUAAGAAAGGCUUACCAAGUUGCAUUUGCAUGGGAAUGGCGGAAUGGGAUUGGGAAUGGUAAGUGCACCGCCCUUUUAUCUGCUGCUGAUUGAAUCUUCACGUACAAACUCACAGGUACCAGAACUUGAGGUUGGGGUCCAUUUCCCUCUGGGUCUGCGGAUUAUUGGCCACUGAGUAUGGAGUUGCGUGGGAGACAUUAAAUUCCACGUUCGUGAGGGCCAACAAUGUCCAUUGUUUGUGUGUGUCCUGUCCUCAGAAAGAUGACCUACGCCCCCCGGCAACCAUCAAAGGCAAGGAUCCUUACACUCUCAUUUCCACCCCCAUCUGAAGACCCAACCAUUUAGGAAAAGUAACCAUCGAUAAGGAUUGAAGUCCGAUACAAGACGGCAAAACGAUGGACCCCGCCUCUUUGCCCUUUUUGUGUUUGAAGAUAUUCCGAAGUGGGUUUUUGCCCUUUUCCAUUGCCGACCCCUGGGUGCGGGUGCUGAGCCCUCUACACCCGAAAAAAAGGGAUAUGACCAACGUUGGUGGAAUGGAGAAAGAUCAGGAUAUUAUAUCUACUGCUAUCUUUGAAAGGAGACAAAAACCAAAAUCGAUUAUAAAUGAGAAUGGCUGAUUCUACCACUGGUUUGUAUGGAGUAGAAGCAAGUGAUCACCUAAUUUGGCCUACCAAAUGGGCAGAAUUGUUACUUCCCUUUCAGUUCUGACGGUGAUGUAUAGCUUUUCAAUUUCAACUGAAUUAAUGGCAGUCGUAUGUCUACAUUAACUAAUCUUUACUCCCUACUGUAAAAGUUGAACCAUCAAACUGCAGCGAGAAUCCGAUGGCGAUGAGCAUUUCCUCGUCUUUGAUAUGAUAUUUGGCACCACUAGCUUUGUAGAUUUGUGGUGAAAAGGCAGGGGAAGAAAGAAAGGAGUUGUCAUUUUCGAAAGAGUCUAGAUUUUUCUUUUCUGGAUGGACCAUCGUGUUGUGAGUCUAUAAAUACAGCCACCCCAUUUUACUUCACAACCAAUUCGAAUAGAGAGUUCUGGAUCAACUGUUCAUUAAAAUUUGAGAGCUAAAGCUGUCCAUUUCCGUACCUUCCAAUUGAAGAAAAAAGAAUGUCUUCCAUUACUGUGACUCCAUCAGAAGCUCAAAAACAUGUGGAAGAAACUCCAGAGCUGAACAUUUGGGAAGAAGACUAUGUCGAUUGGAGGAAGAGACCUGCUGUAAAAGGACGCCAUGGGGGCAUGCUGGCUGCCUCCUUUGUAUUGGCUGUUGAAGUAUUGGAGAAUCUAGCAUUCCUGGCCAAUGCAAGUAAUCUUGUUCUGUAUCUGUCCAAGUUCAUGCACUAUUCUCCCUCUGGUUCUGCCAACAUCGUCACCAAUUUUAUGGGCACAGCUUUCCUCCUUGCUCUCCUUGGUGGCUUUCUCGCUGAUGCUUUCUUCACCACUUAUUCUAUCUUCUUAUUAAGUGCUGCAAUAGAAUCCUUGGGUCUGCUGAUUCUCACACUCCAAGCUCAUGUACCAUAUCUGAAGCCACCAACUUGCGUUUCAAAUCAACUUGGGAGUCCAUGCCAUAAAGUUGGAGGUGGGAAAGCGGUGAUGUUAUUUGCAGGGCUUUACUUGGUGGCGCUUGGAGUUGGAGGGAUCAAAGGGUCGCUUCCUCCUCAUGGCGCUGAGCAGUUCGAUGAGACCACUUUUGAAGGAAGAAACAAAAGAUCUGCUUUCUUCAAUUACUUCAUCUUCUGCCUUUCCUGUGGAGCUUUAAUUGCUGUUACUUUGGUGGUUUGGAUGGAAGAUAACAAAGGCUGGCAGUGGGGUUUUGGAAUCUCUACUCUUACAAUACUGGUUUCCAUCCCCAUUUUCUUGCUUGGUUCGCCUACUUACAGAAUCAAAACUCCUGCAGGAAGCCCAAUCACAACCAUUUUUAAGGUUUUAGCUUCAGCUGCGUUCAACAAUAGGAAGGCAAAGAGCUCUAACAACGUUGUGAUAAGCAUAUCCACAAGUUCAGUCUCUUCAGACAGUGUCAGAGACGUUGAUGAACAGACCCCAAUUACUCCAAUUCCAACGCAAAACUUGGAGUUCCUCAACAGAGCAGCAAUGAAUAACCCAAACCAUCCAGAACUAAAGUGCACACUCAAACAGGUAGAAGAAGCCAAGGUGGUGCUAAAAAUCUUCCCCAUUUUCGCCUCCACCAUAAUGCUCAACUGCUGCCUCGCUCAGCUCUCCACAUUCUCAGUGCAACAAGCAGCCACCAUGAACACCAAACUCGGCUCCCUAAAAGUCCCCCCUGCUUCCCUCCCUGUUUUCCCAGUCAUCUUCAUCAUGAUCCUCGCCCCAACUUACAACCACGCCAUUGUCCCAAUAGCAAGAAAACUAACCAAAUCCGAAAUGGGGAUAACCCACUUGCAGAGAAUUGGAACAGGGCUGGUUCUGUCUAUAGUGGCAAUGGCGGUGGCAGCAUUGGUGGAAACGAAGAGAAAAAACGUGGCCUUGAAAACCCACAUGUUGGAUUCUUCGGAGCCUCUGCCAAUCUCUUUCCUUUGGGUGGCUUUGCAGUACUUGUUCUUGGGGUCUGCGGAUUUGUUCUCGCUGGCAGGUAUGAUGGAGUUUUUCUUCACAGAGGCGCCAAUGAGUAUGCGAUCUCUGGCCACUGCGCUGUCAUGGGCGUCGUUGGCUAUGGGGUAUUACUUUAGCUCCGUGUUGGUGAGCGUAAUCAAUGGGGUGACGAAGGCUUGUCGGCUGACGCCAUGGCUGUAUGGGAGAAGCUUAAAUCAUUAUCAUUUGGAGAGGUUUUAUUGGCUGAUGUGCAUACUGAGUGGGCUGAAUUUCUUGCAGUAUCUGUUCUGGGCCAAUCGGUAUACGUACAGAUCCAAGAUUGCAGGAGAGCAGCCGCCUUUCAAGGAACAACAACACAAGUCAGAUUUAGUUGUUUGACCCUUUGUUUCUCAUUUCAUGUUAAUCAAUCAAAAUUCAGAUGGCUCUUCCCACAUUUCUCAACCCAUGCAAUACACCUUCCAUGAUUAUUCAAUCCGAAUAAAUAUAAAAAUAUCCGAUAAGUUAUGAACUAAGUUGACUAUUAUAAUAGUAAUUUAU